Messenger RNA from Talaromyces marneffei, 1935 nucleotides. RefSeq lists its product as uncharacterized. The record is from RefSeq and is a predicted model, not a curated record. The coding region runs from base 1 to 1935 and encodes 644 amino acids. The transcript has 2 exons. Gene Ontology annotation, cellular component: site of double-strand break. Lineage: Eukaryota; Fungi; Ascomycota; Eurotiomycetes; Eurotiales; Trichocomaceae.
AUGCGAGUGGCAGAACCGUACUGGCUGCAGAGGCAGAUGUCAAGACACGUCGAACAGUCAGACAGCGACGAUAAUAACAGCAGUGGUACAACAACAAGCAGUGACGCCAAACGCCCUCCAAUACCGCGUCUAUCCCCCAAGUCACGCUCAUUGUCGGAUGCCGCCAAACACGGAGCUUUGCAGCCUUCAGCAUUGCGAGACUUUCCUCCCUCAUCGAAAGAUGACAUAGGACUUACAAACAACAACAACAAUAACAACGAUAAUCCUUCAACCCCUCAAAAGACACCACAGCCACGUCUAUCGACUCUGAAUGGUCUUUCUCUCCAACUUCCGCGACAGUCUACGCCGUCCUUCUCUACGGCUUCUGGCAACCGCGCACCUCUCUCUCCAAAGCUUGACGCCGCGCAGAUUUAUGGCUCACCGGCUUCUGCAAUUCCUCGCCGAUCACGCGGCCUAGACUUUGCUCGCGCCUGCACGAAUUUGCAUCACUCUACACUAGCUGAAUCCUCGCCUGAUUCUUCACCAAACGUGGGUCGUGGUGUCAAUAUCCCACAACGACGUGGAGGGACGUCAUCAGCAUUUGGCUCGCCUGGAACAAGCCUUGCGCAGCCAUCGGGCAUAGGAUCAGCUGGCCAAACAACAAUGUCCAGCUCACUAUCGAGCGUGAACAUGCUAGAAUCAGAUACCAGCAGCAGCGAAGAGGACGAUGAUGAGCCAAUGAACGGAGAUCGUGACGAAAUGAUGAUUAUUUCUACACCACAAGCGAGUAAAAUGCACAACGGACUUUUAUCUAAUCCUUUUGGGGGUGCAGUUCCCAGCCCAGGGAAUGACUGGAUGGGGACUUACUCUUCGGCCGCUGCCAGUCUCGCCAGCUUCCAGCGUGCACGGUUCCGCAAGUCACGUAACAGUCGUCAUAGCUCUAGUAGUGCUAGUGGAAAUAGCAACAAGCCUAGUCCGGGACCACUAUCUCCGCCGGUAAUGAAGAGUAUAGAGGCGUCGAAUGGGGGGUAUUUCGCUCGUGAAAUGUCCAAAAGUGCCUUGCAAUCGCGUCGAGAGAGUUUGAGUCUUGGAACUGGAGAUUUACAGCUCUCUGAUUUGAGUGAUGAUGGCGAGGCUCGCGCAUUGCGAGCAGAUAGCCCUGGGUCUAAUGCAGAAACCGGUCCGCGCGGAGUAGUUCGUCGGGCUGUUACUCGACGAGGCAAUUUACUGCCAAAAACAAAAACAUUCGCUCGUAUUCGUGCGGCUCUGAUGGAAGAAAGCGCGCCUCUCGAUACCGAAGCAAAGAAAGAAGCCGAGGUCAUCCGCCAGGUUCGUGAGAGCGAUCCCACAAGCGAGACGACAUCUCCCAGCUUCCCGCUAGAGAAACUAGAAGAACUCACUUCCACUACCUCUGUAUCUGAAAACCCAAUCCGAAGUGUUCCGGAAACCGCAUUUUCAAAUCAAGCGUCAUUGAACUCGGGCGGCGCCAAAUUCUGGGAGACGUUUGACGGCCGUUACCGCACACCACCUCCUCCAGGUCGUCUAUCAACACAAUCUUCUGUUAUGGGGGAAGAUACAAACAUGGACACACCCAUCUCAACUAUCGGCCGCGAAGGUCGAUGGCAAUCCCCAACACCACAAGUAGUCACUUCUGCACUAGCCACUGAAAUUCGUCGCAAACGCCGUCGCGACGAUGGCUUUGAUGCCGAAUCUUUCAAGCGCCGCGCCGUGUCACCCGGUAUGAGUGUUCAGAGCAGCCCUGUCUUACAAUCAACAGCCAAAGAGAGCAACGGUCUUAAUGGAUCAUGGAUCAUCCCUUCCAAGGCCGCGUCGGCAUUGUUGACGGAGCAAACACACAGCUCAUCAAGCAGUUCGACUUCGACAGGGAUCAAACGAGUUGGUCUACAGGGGAUGAAUGAGACGAAUGAUGGAUUGAUGAAUAUGAGUAUUGAAUGA